AUGAGUGAUAUUAAAACCACCCCUCUUGACUACAAGAGUAACAAUAGCUUAAAUGUAAUGAGUUCUAAUGUAUCCCAACCCAAUGAGUUAAUAAAUAUUAGUACAAAUAAUAAAACAGCUUCUCCCAGUACUUCGUACGUAUCGGCAGUAAAAGUAGUCCCAAAAAUCACCUUCCCAAAAAAAGACCAAGCAAUAGUACUUCAUGCAGAAGACAGUCUUAAAUUAUUUGAUUAUGUGAAAGCCAUAGGAGAUAUCAUAGGACCAAAAAAUAUCUCAUUUGCAUCUAGAAUAUCCAACAACAGAAUAUGUAUAUAUUUAGGCAGCACCGAAUUGGUAGAUAAUCUGGUAAAAUCUCAUUCUACAAUCCAGUUACAAAAUUUAAUUUUAAAUGUUCGCAGACUCAUAUCCCCAACAAAAAGGAUACUUAUCUCAAAUGUUUCUCCGUCCAUACCUCACGAAGUUAUAGAAAACGCCGUUAAAAAUCUUGGAUUGCACCUGGCUUCUCGAGUAUCCUUUUUAAAGGCUGGUUUUUCCGAUGAGUAUAUCCAUAUCCAAAGUUUUAGACGACAAAUAUAUGUAUUCCCUACUUCUGAUAAUUUCGAAAUACAAACAUCGAUUUUAAUUUCUUAUGAUGGUGUUGAUCAUAGAAUUUUUCUAUCCACUGACAAAAUGGAGUGUUUUAUAUGCAAGCAGAUAGGCCAUAUCUCAACCACAUGCCCUAAUGCUGCAUCUAUCAAUAUUCCCGUUAAUCAACCGUUAAAAGAAGUCGACAGCUUAGAUUUAAAUUCAUCUCCCACAUCAAAUGAGCAGAUUGAUUUUUCUUCAACGCAGAUGACAAGUACCUCGAUGAUACCCCCUACCAAUCAAAUAUUGAUAGAACCAUGUGUCACAGACUUCAAUCUUACCCCAUCAAGUAUACAAUAUAACAGUAAUACUCAGGCAGCCAGUCAAAAAAGGAACCAUUCGGAAACAAUAUCCUCCUGUGAUCAGCUUAGUUUACCUGAUAACAUAUGUUCUCCAACCCUUUUACCAACUCCUGAAUUAAUGCCUCCACCUAAUGAUUUGUCUGAUACUACACGACAUAUUAAUAGGAGAAAGAAGAAACGCAAAUCCUCAGAACCGAGACUUACUGAAGUUUUGAAAAAGAAUAUUGAAGAAGCCUACCAAAACCUAAACGAGUCUUUUAUCCUCCCCAUUGACAAUUUUAUUGCAUUUUUGGAAAACACUUUUAGAAGCAGUAACCCUUAUGAUGAAGCUAUCAAAUUUACAAAAGAUAUUAAAAUUCUUCUUUCUAAUAUAUAUAGUAUAUACCCAUUACUUGAAGAAAGAUCCACCAAAAAUAAAUUUACACGGUUAUAUAAAAAACUGAAGAAACAACUGGAAGCUGAAACAGUCGAAUCGGGAAGUAACAGUGCGACACCUAUGUCAACCACAGACCUAAGUGAUGAAGAGGUUUUAUCCGAUACUUCUUUUAUUUCAUUGACGCCAAAUUAGACAUUCUAAUUUUUUCAUAAAAUUUAUUAACAUUCAAAUUAAU
Molecule: messenger RNA, 1537 nt
Organism: Psylliodes chrysocephalus
Lineage: Eukaryota; Metazoa; Arthropoda; Insecta; Coleoptera; Chrysomelidae
Source: the annotation of a GenBank genome assembly